GCUCGUCUGAAUUGGUAAAGUAAAUCCUAUACAGCAUAGGCAUCGAGACAAAUGGCAAGCGGCGGCAAGUAUCCAAACGCGAAAGUCUGCGUCACCAGAGCGAUUCGAUUAUCCAGAUUACAGAGUAAUUAGUAGAUUCUUUAAUGGCCCUCGUCCGAAAUUUUCUACUCUACUCUACUGCGUCUCGUCUCGAUGACGGCUACAACUCCAAUGGCGAGCGAGCUAAUCUACUCUACUCUCUUGUUCCUUUCUUCCCUUUGGGCUCACCUCACCUCACCUUGCCGCCGACCCGCCACCUUUGCUGAUUUUCUCUUUGGUUUUGUCUAAAGGCUCGACCUGUCAAUAGAUUGAUGUGAAAUGUAAUGAUUUGUUGGGUUUUUCUCUUUCUGAUGCAGCGCGGCCAAGAAGCCUGCCGACGAUGCUGCAGAUCCGAGCGGCAUGGACUCCGGAUGGGUGGUUCUUGGGAAAUCGGACAUCUUCCUGGCGGAUUUGGCCGCGGCGGCCGCCGCUGCCGAUGAUUCCUAUCUGCUAAGAAUUGGGAACAGCAACUGUGUGUGUAUCAAAAUCAAAAUAGGAUCUUCCGAAUUGUGUGAUUGGCUACGCCCCAUGUUUCUCUCUCAGGGCGCAGAUGGUUCUUGGCGGCGUGGUUUACACGGUCGUGCCGUUCUACAAGAGGGUCAGGAAGGUUCAAGCGAAGCGUUAGACAACGCUGAAACUGCAGAGGAGGUUGUGGAGCAUAUCGCCGAGGUGACAGAGAAGCUGGCUGCUAAUGUAGCCAAUUCCCUACCAGAGGAUGGAACUCCGCAGAAGGUAGCCGUGGAGGUUGAGUACAUUGCUGAAGUAGUGGAUAAGGAUGCGCAUAAGGUUGAAGCGGUCAUCAACAAGAUCGAAGCACUGAGUGACCAGAUUGACGCCGCAGUGGAGCCUGUCAUUGAAGAGCUCGAGAAUGACUUCAAACCGAACACAACAUCCUCUAGUGGAUCAGAUGGACAGAAAUAAUGGUUCAUGUAGAUUCCCGGGGGGGGGGGGGGGGGGGUGUAAACAGAAGCGUUCCUUGUUGUAAAUAAUGUUUCUUUUUUCUCCUUCUUUCUGAAUUCCUUCAUGUAAAUAUAUGCUCGCUAUGAACUAGAACCGCGCCAUGGUUAUAGUAAGAUAUGGUGAUGGUGUGUGCUGGGUGCUCGAAUCUGGAGCGUCCUGAUGGUCAAAAUGUAUCGACAACAAUUACACUGAUUGUGGAAUCUUAUACUGCUGUUGUAUCGCAA
This is a messenger RNA of Phragmites australis (common reed), 1262 nucleotides long. RefSeq lists its product as uncharacterized. Bases 439 to 999 code for a protein of 186 amino acids. The record is from RefSeq and is a predicted model, not a curated record. Lineage: Eukaryota; Viridiplantae; Streptophyta; Magnoliopsida; Poales; Poaceae. The transcript has 4 exons.